Pocillopora damicornis (cauliflower coral) is the source of this 2257-nucleotide messenger RNA. RefSeq lists its product as uncharacterized. The record is from RefSeq and is a predicted model, not a curated record. NCBI's taxonomy places the organism in Eukaryota, Metazoa, Cnidaria, Anthozoa, Scleractinia, Pocilloporidae. Gene Ontology annotation, cellular component: membrane.
ACAACACCCACGGCUAUAUGUUAGCGUGAGUAUUCAGCUGGCGUGUCGAAGUUUUACAAUAUUCAACAGAACACAACAUCGUGCCUCUCGAUUUGCGGUGACAGGAGAAAAAAGUAGUGCAAGGAUCAUAGCUGAAGUGAGAUGGAGGGUGAAAGUCCAGCCGAACUUCCAGUAAAGCACGAAACCCAGGUGAAGGGUCCCCCUGGUCAGCCUGUAACAUCUCAUCAACAGAUGGCUCCCGGCCAGCCAAUCAUGUACCAGAUGCCACCCGGACAACAACCGGUUUUUGUGCAAAUGCCUGCUGGUCACCCAGCAACAACACCAGAUGGGCAGCCUAUUCAGUAUUACUAUGGUCAACAACCAGUUCAGCCAGGUCAAUUAAUGCAACCGGUUCGACCGGUUAAUGUCCCAAGCCAACCUGAUCAACCUGUAUAUUCUCAACCACAGGCUGGACAGGGUCUAGACCUUACGAUCGAUACCAAUUUCCUCAAGUCCCCUCUCUGCUACAUUAAGAUAGUGGAAUUUGUUGUUCUCCUAGGGGCCUGGGCAAGUAUCGUGAAGUACUCUGGUGAUCUUGGCGUUCCAGAUGCAGACGAAAAAGCCAACUUCUUCAAGGGUAUUACCAUUUUUUGCUGGCUGAUGGUGAUAUUUUACAUGAUCAUUCAUAUUUUCGGCUUUACCAAACUUUGUAGUUGUGGUCGAGAGUCUAGGCUUACAUUGGUGGUAAGUUAUGAUUCAUUUAAAGCUUUGAUCAUUGGAUUUGUCUUGUUUUCGUUGAUAAUUGCUUGCUGUGGGAAUCUGACUCCUGAGGUUGUCAGAUUUGGAAAGGAUUACAAAAAUGGGAGUACAGAUGACAAGUCCAAUGUACUAGCUCUGUUUAUAGGACUGGGGUUUGGAUUCUUAUCGUGUGGGGCAUUUGGCGUGGAUAUGGUGUUGCACUACAAGCUGUUUCAGACGCAACGAGCUCAAGAGACACCCACUGAACAAUCGCAGGGACCUCCCCAAAGACGAGCUUGGGAUAUCAAUAACGACUUCUUGAAUUCUACGACGUUCAAAGUAAAAUUAGUGGAAAUUAUGUUCCUGUUCGCGGCAUGGGUGUGCAUUGUCAUAUACUUUGACAUGGAUAUUUACUGGAUUACGACUGAGGAUUCAGAGGCCGAUUUUUUUAAGGGAGUCACCAUCUUUUCCUGGGUGAUGGCUGUUCUUUUGACUCUGACAUUUGUGUUGAGCUUUGAUAAGCUAUGUGGCCUCUCUUCCCGAUGGACAUUGACAACUUUAUGUGUUUACCUCCUUGUCGCCAUUUUGUUGAUCGCUUGCUGCGGAAACCUAACUAAGCCUGUCAUCGACUGGGCAAAGACUUUCAAAUAUGUGAGCACGAAUAACAGGGCUAAUAUAUUAGCUCUGAUUAUAGCAGUGCCGCUGGGGUACAUCUCGUGGAUAAUUGUGAUUGUAGAUAUCAUCCUUAUGUGCAAGUUGUACCAGCAGCAAAGAGCGCAGGAGGCUGGCUCCUCGGCACAGUCGGGUGUCGUCCAACAUCCUGCCGUCGUGAUUGUCCCACAAGGCGCUAAACAAGUUCCUUAUCAACCAGCUGCAUAUCCAGGACAACAGCCCGUCCAAUAUCCGGAACAACAACCCGUCCAAUAUCAGGGACAACAGCCCGUCCAGUAUCCGGGACAACAGCCCGUUCAGUAUCCGGGACAACAGCCCGUCCAGUAUCCGGGACAUCAGCCCGUCCAGUAUCCGGGACAACACCCUGUGAUGGCAGGAGUUCCUGCCUACGGUUUGCAAGCACAGAAUGGAGAAAAUCAAAAAUGAAAUGUAACAACGUGCUUUGUAAAGCGAAGUCUUCUUUAAUAUGCGCAGAGCAAUUUUGCAAAAUUUAGAACUAAGGUGACUGAUUUUGGCGUAGUGACGAGACAAGGGUCGCUUUUAGUUAAGUCUUCGAUUGCCGUUUGGUUUGCUGAUAUAGUAUCACAACUCGAGAUGAUAUGCUUUGUAGAAAAAGCGCAAAUAAGUUAGGUCACUGCGGAGAAAAAUUAUUUGUGUUCGCCGGGGAAUCUCAUUUCCCUAUUGUGGUCAGUGAUAAAGAAAAGCAAAAAUGUCAAGGAAAAUAUUAUGUGGUUAUUUAACAAUGUCUGCGUGCUGUCUUAAGGAAUACUAAUAUUUGGCAGUAUAUUGAGCCACAACUAAGCUAGGUAGGAUUUAUAAACAUGUAUUAUGCUUUUAAACAGAGUAUUAAAUAUCGACGGUAAUUUUA